AUGGCUGAAGCAAGCCAGCUUUUCACACAGCCGCAGGUGCGAUUCCACAUUGUUCACAGUGACAAACUUCCAGCAGAAGAAAUUCAUUGGCUUACGGAGCUCCUAACGGAGGGAGGCGCAAUUCCUGCUCCUUCCCAUUCUUCGCAGGAAUACAAAGAGAUCGAUCUAGAAACAACCACCCACAUCAUUACCAGGACCGUUGAUUUUCCAGAUUUUGAAGCAGCGGCCGAACCAUCCUUAGGCAAGUCAAUCGUGACGCCAGAAUGGGCCACGGCUUCUUUGUCGAAACGCCGACAGGCAAACCCAAGGCAGUACAGCGCUGAUCCAAGAAUGUUUUUCUCCGGCUUGAUUGUUUGCUGUGCCAGCGACCUACCAGAGGGCGACAAGGAUGCAAUUGUUGGUUAUGUACUCGCAGUAGGAGGACUGUACUCGAGCGCAGUCACAAAACAGGUCACUCACAUUGUUGCUCUGACGACAGAAUCAGAGAAAUGCAAGAUUGCUCUCGGAAAGAAUUUGAAUUGCAAGAUAGUUUUACCACACUGGAUCGACGACUGUCUCAAGAUUCGCGCAAGGCUGAUUGAAGAGCCUUACUGUCUACCAAAUCCAAAGAUAUUGCAAAAUGGUACCUCUGAAAAACCGCCUGAUGCCCAUAGGAACGAUUUACGAGGGUCUUCAACUGCUCAACCGCAGCAACUACCCACACUACAAAAGCCUUCAUUAACUAUCUUCAAGUCCAAAACUGUCAUGCUUGCGGCUGAUCUAGGGAUAAAUAGUCGACUCCGAGGUACGAUAGAGGACCUUAUCACAGACGGGGGAGGAUCCAUGACUGGAAGUGUGCAUAAAGCUGAUUACCUUGUUUGUCAACACCGAGAGUCUCGAGAUUAUCGAGUCGCUUCACGGGCAGGCAAGACAGUGGGGAGUCUUGCCUGGCUAUAUCACCUAAUUACGCACAAUGCAUGGACCUCGCCUAUGCGACGCCUUCUGCAUUACCCAAUCUCUAGGCAGGGAAUCCCGGGUUUCAAGCCAUUUCGUAUCAGCGUAUCAAAUUAUAACGGUGAGGCACGCAUUUACCUAGAAAACCUAGCGAUUGCUGCUGGUGCGGAGUUCACGAAGACCAUGAAGGACGAUAACACGCACCUAAUUACUGCUCACCCAAACAGCGAAAAGUGCAAUGCCGCAAAAGAAUGGAAUAUCCAUAUAGUGAAUCAUCUUUGGCUAGAAGAAAGCUAUGCUCAAUGGCAAGUACAGACCAUUUCAAAAUCCACAUACACUCAAUUUCCAAAUCGAACAAACCUUGGAGAGAUAGUGGGUCAGACAGAAAUCGAUAAAAGGGCCGUUGAGCGACACUUUUUCCCAGCUGGAUCAGACGUACGGGAUAUUGAAGAGGACGAGCCAGUCCACAAGCAAAAGGCUGGUAAAACUCUUGAGAUUGGACCAGCGAAGACUGCGCAGGAUGCAUCAGCUGUGUUGGUGCCGCUACCAUCAGAUGGAACCACACCGAGAGCGUCCAAGGCUAAUCGCCGUCACACAGAUGGUGAAACUUUGCAAACGCCCGCCAACCCAAGAGGUAGAAAAAUAGGAAAGGAAAAUGAGACACCCUCAACAACAGGGAGCAGAAGCGCGAAAGCAAUGGCAGCCGCCAAAUUGCAAAACCUUGCGCCAGAUAUUGCGCUAUUUGAAAAGGAGAGCAAGCGAGUCGGCGGUGUCAUCCACGGCGGCCGAAAGAAGACUGAUGAUCUCGUGCAGAAUGGCCAAAGAAAGCGCUCCAAAUCCAUGGAUGAGAACGCUGACGCUGGUACUGAGGAAGACACAAAGGCCGCGAAACGAAAGAAGACGAGUGGGUUGCCGCCAGUUGUGAUACGGGUACUCCUGUCUGGAUACAAGCGAUGGGUUGGUCAAACGGCCAAAAUCGAAACCGAAGAACGAUCACAACUUCGAGAACUGGGCAUACUGGUCGUCGCAGAUCCGUCAAAAUGCACGCAUUUAGCUUCGCCCCAUGUCGUUCGUACCCGAAAAUUUCUGUGUGCAAUAGCACAUGGCCCCUCCAUUAUUAGCACCAACUUCAUCGACGAUUGCCUAGGUUCAAACCGAUGUCUGGAUCCCAACGAGUAUUUGCUGCAUGAUCAAGCCUACGAGAAACAAUCUGGUUAUAGAUUAGCCGACGCACUUUUUCGAGCAAAAGCUAACAAAGGUCACCUCUUGAAGGGAUGCACGAUAUACUGCACUGAAAGCGUGCAUGGCGGCCCCGACACAUACAAGGCAAUUACUGAGGCAAAUGGUGGGAAAUGGAUGCUCUACCGUGCUCGAGCGGGUAGCAACCAGGUUCUUCGCGCAGGAUCAGUAGAGGUUCCUUCCGAUACAGAAGCGAAGCCCGAACACAUUUAUCUCGUCAGUGGCACUACACCAGAAGAGGGGAAAUUAUGGCAGAGGUUCCGUCAGAUGGCAGAUUCAAAUAACAAGAUUGCGAAGAUCGUCCGACAUGACUGGUUAUUACAGAUGGCGUUGUCGCAACACAUACUCUCUGGUGACUCGUACGCUUUGACUGACAAAGAUAUCGGUACAUCUGUGAUCUGA
Messenger RNA from Bacidia gigantensis, 2574 nucleotides. RefSeq lists its product as uncharacterized. The record is from RefSeq and is a predicted model, not a curated record. Gene Ontology annotation, cellular component: nucleus; Cul8-RING ubiquitin ligase complex. Bases 1 to 2574 code for a protein of 857 amino acids. The transcript has 4 exons. Lineage: Eukaryota; Fungi; Ascomycota; Lecanoromycetes; Lecanorales; Ramalinaceae. Gene Ontology annotation, biological process: DNA double-strand break attachment to nuclear envelope; double-strand break repair.